This is a messenger RNA of Xyrichtys novacula (pearly razorfish), 8722 nucleotides long. The record is from the annotation of a GenBank genome assembly. Lineage: Eukaryota; Metazoa; Chordata; Actinopteri; Labriformes; Labridae.
GACUUACAGUAAGACCGAGCACAUCACACAUCGAACAAUUACAUUAACAGACAUAUUUGACGCCUUUAAAAGAGGCUAAAGUGGUAUUUUAGGUCAUUUUUACAUCUGUAAAGCCAAUAUGAAAAUGUAAACAGGUUAAUGGUGGCACCCAGAAGCCUGACGGAACAAACUGAGGGUUAAAUAUUCUCUCCGCAUCACAGCGAGCAGGAAGGAAAUAAAAUGCCUUUUUCGUGCCAUCAUCAAGUAAUUCAAGCUAACUGUCGUGUCUUAGUUUCUUUUUGACAACAUCUGUGUUUUUUCGGAGUGGACCUACCCGUGAAACGGUCACACCACCACGGCUGUCUUCGUUUGGCACCGGGCGGGCGGCUGGAGCCCGUAGAAGACGUCCCGUUUCUUCUUCCAACGGAAAAAGCUAAAGUUAGUCCAUGUUAGCUCAAUGCUAACGGUUUUAUAUAGUGUCUAUUGGGGGGUUACCGCAAUUCAAAGUUACCAGCUGAGCUGAGGGCAACAAGGUCAGCUUUGACUAAAUGUGUGGUGAUGGUUCAGGAUGUUUGUUAAUUAAUGUUAAUGAAGAUUGUCAGCUAAUGUAAUGUUAAAGAAAUACAGAGGAAGAAAACCGAAAGAACCGUCACCAACACUGUUUUAAAGUACGGAGAUGUUUACCUAACUCUUAACAUAAAGUCUGAUUAAUAACAUGAUUAUUGUUCAUUUAGACCAAAACACAUGUCUGUGACUGAAGACUAGAACUAAUUUAAGCCUGUUUAAUUCUAUUUUAGGAACUGACAUGAUGAAUGUUCACGAAGAAUCAGAUUAAACAACCAAUUCAGAGAAAACAAAAGUAAAAGCUGUUCUCAUAUAGGAGAGACAAUUCUUGAGUAUUAUCAAAAGCUAACACUAACUAUACUUGAUAAUAUUAUUAUCAUUAAUAAUAAUAACUUUAUUUUUAUAGCACUUUUAAAAACAGACGUUUACAAAGUGCUUUGACAUAGGGGAGAGUGGGGUAAGUUGAGCCACCCCCUGUUGCUUGGAAAUGGUAAAAGAAAUUGAUCAUGUGACCAAAUAUUUAGGAGAUGUGAAGGUUAAAAGCACAUGGGUGAAGGGGUUGGACAUUUAUUUACAAAAAAAACCAAAACAUUUUUCACUCUUGAAAUGGUCAACUGAAUGGUCAACUUACCCCAUGUGGGGUAAGUUGACCAUAGGAGACCACUUUUUUUUGGCAUGGUAUUUAUCAAGACAGUUAUGUUUACACUCAUUCUGUUGGUUUGCAGGGAUGAACAACAUCUUGAAAUAUAUGCAGAUAGACUAGUUAGAGACACAACUAUUAUUGCCUUGAUGUAGUGAUCCGAAAUAUGAAAAAUGACUCAUCUUACCCCACUCUCCCCUAUAGUCAUAAAGCACAUGGAAAAAGACAGAUAAAAACAAAAGCUCAGUUAAAACGGAAUUGAAAGCCAUUUUCAUAAGUCAUAAGUAACCCAGACAAUACAAGAACCAUAGAUUCAACAUAAUAUAAGACCAUGAGGACCAAAAUAAAAACAUAAAAUAGUUAAGAAAAAGAAAAUGCAAUUAAAAGGGGGGUUGAAAGUGGAAAACAGGAUAGUAAAACUAAAAGACAACAUGAAUAAUGAUAAUAGAAUAAUAACAAGUCUUUGUCUACUUUGUCUACAGGUCUUCGUAAACUAUGGCAGAUGAAAAUACUCAGUUCUGUGGGAACUGGUAAGUUGGACGAUCGUGAAAUCGGCAGCCAGUCAAGCCUACAUGGUUAUAACACCAGGUUCUCAUAUAAGGUUAUUUUCUUUUUUAGCAAACACGAUAUCCCAGAGGCUAAUUUCACCACCCACGAGAUCCACUGUAGAAGAAACAUCGCGCUGUGUGAUGUCUGCCAGGAACCGGUGCCCAGGUCAGAUCUUCAGGAGCACAAACAACAGGAACACACACAGGUACUGUCAGAGCACAUCAGUGUUAGAUCCAGCAUUAGGUGUUAAUGCAGUUUUUCAAGAACAGGUCUCAUACUGAAAAUGUUAAAAUAGGCGAUUUCUUCUGAGCCCCAUCAGUAUGUGUGAACAGCGUCCUAUUUAUUACAAACACAGAAGCCAGAAUACUGUUAAAAUGAAUUAUAAUCACUCGUCUUCAUUAAGUAUCACUCUUGCAGAAGUUACACUGGAACAUAUAAGCGGGUGUGAAAAACACAAGCUCUGUGGAUAUAUUUUUAACCAUCACUGGACUCUUUCAUUGUGCUUUGGUGCUAAUUGACGAAGCAAUUUAGUUUUAGAGAUAUAGCUAAAGCUGUAAUAUACACAGACAAGGCUCUGGUCACAUAAAAUCUACUUUCAGGCUUCCAAACUAUAACUUUUGUUGACAUAAUUAUACAGGUAAUUAUUGUUCGCGAGAUGUAUUGAACUGAAGACAUACUGGGUGGUAGUGGUAAACUAGAGUGUGUUAAAUUAUAAGUAUUAUAAGGUGUUCCAUAUAUAUCUUGUCCAUUUAAUAACAAACAUGGGGGAAGCAGAAUACUUCGAACACCUUUCAAUAUGUUGAACCUCCAACUCCCACUACAACCUUCAUAAUCAAUGUAACGUUCAGUAAUCAAAAGAAGGAAAUGUUGAUGCUUUGUCGUUAUGCGUAUGUCUCAUAUUGACUAUGAAGUAGGUCGAGCAACCUCUGUUCAUGGAAAACUGUGUCAGAGUUGCCACAGUUUUCACCCACUUAUGUUUUCAAAUUCUCACCUCGAUAAAUCAAUAACAAAAAAGUCAUAUUAACCUGAAACUGUGGGCUGCAACUUCAAACCAUUUUUAACUUUCAUUACAGAUUACAUGCAAGUGCGGCUUGAAGAUUGAAAAGAAUAAUUUUGAAGUUCACCAGGUAUGUCUUUAACCCCUCACAUUUCUUUGAUUUAAUCACCUUGAUGUAAUCUUACAAUUGCUGCAAAUCGUUUCUUCCUCUCCUUCAGAGCUCUGAAUGCUCUCAGCGGCUGGUCCCAUGCCAAUACUGUGAACUGGAGAUAGUUUUCAGUCAAUCCAAAGAACAUGAAGAUUACUGCGGCACUCGCACUGAGCUCUGUUCACACUGCAAGUGCAACGUCAUGUUACGGGAACAAGCUGUUCAUCCUGUCCUGUGUGGAAGCCUUACACCACCCCAAGAGAGAAACAACAGUCGGACUUCUCGCAGUCCUGGGGAACCACAGUCCCCUGGGCCAUGGUUUGAAGCCCACUCCAUCCGAAACCUCCUGAGAGCCCAAGAGAGAGGCCCAAAGAAUAACAACAUCAGUGCAGCAGAACAACAGGCUUUUUCCCGGCCCUUUGAAUCCAGAGUUUAUAACACCUCAAGAGGACCUCAGGGUUCAGGAGGGUGGAAGAAUACCGCCCCGAGACAUGCAUUCAGCAACUGUGAGUUUACUGUUUGCAGUUUAGUGUUUUUCACUUAAGAGAAGUGAUUUGAUAGGCAGUUGAAAUAUACUCUGUGGUACAUCAUCUGUAAACAAACAUCAUUUUACUUCUGUAAAUGAAACACACAGCUAGUCCAAGUUCUUACUCUGUCAUACUGAUUUAAAUGAUGACUCUGUUAGUGUAAAUUCUUAGGCUGAAACAUACAGGAUGCGUAUUUGGAGCGUGGCAGCAGCAUUGUGUAUCACACAGCAAAUAGGUUGCCAUUCUAAUCAGUGCAGGAAAGCAUACAGGACGCGUAUCAGCUCCGUCGCAGCAUCGUAUUGAGAGCAGCACUGCUAAAGAUACACGUCAAGUGUUUUUUUGCUGCUCUACACUUCCAGUGCUUGUCAAUCCACACAGAGAAGAUCGUUCUGGACAGGAAGUCAAGCACGAAAACCGGGCAUGUCAUCCGGUAUUUCAAAAUAAAACACCAUAUGCUGACCCCUGACUGUGUCAGUUUGUGUAGAUGAGAAAUACUUCCUGGUAACACAGAACAGUCUGAUGGUCAAUCCCUGAUCCAUGUGGACCCCAACAGGACUUUGAACUGCUAACUCUGUCUGAAGGUAACGGCAUAAAGGAACAUAGUUUACUUUAUUAAACACGAGUAAACCUGCAAAAACCGAAACUGUAAAAUCACAUUGUUUUUAACAUACAGUAACAGGCUCAACAGUCACUGAAUUAUAUCAAAAUUAGCAGGAAAUAGACCACAGGAAGGGGAAAACAACCUGUUGUGAGCGUGUUGUCUCCUCUAUACUGAGCCCAGCUGACUGGGGCUGCACUGCGCUGCUGCUACGCUCCAAAUACGCAAUACCCAACGCUGCUUUAUGGUGCAAAUACAGAAUGCGCUAUAUACGGAUCCCGUAUGUUUUUCGGCUUUAGCAUACAUUUUUAGCUGCUAUCAGUCCUCUUAGCUGACUUCAGUGGUGUUACACUUCUUUUCACAUUAUUGCCACCAUCUAUAAAUCAUACAAAUCAUUAAAUUAACAGCAAGAGUGCAUAUAAUCAAUGAAUUAUAAAUUGCAGGUCACUCUGAAUCUCUCACAAGCAAAAAGAUAACUCAGUUUCUUCUUUGCAGUGCUGGAUCAAAGUGAUUUUCUGACGAGCAGCAGCAGUAGUACAUGGCCACACAGUGAGUUCACAGCAGAUGAAGAUUCAUCAGGCCUGGACUACAUGUUGGCUCUGAGCCUGCAGAGUGAUGGAGACUCAGUAGCAGGAGGCAUGGAGGGCAAUCUGUGGAGUGGUAUCUGGGACGACAAGAUCGGAAAGACGUCCAACCUAAACUCUUCGCUCAUGCCGCCCAACAACAACUAUCCCAACUUCUCUACAGACAUAAGCACAACUGCACUCCAGGACCAUGACCAGACAGGUACAUCAGUGCUGUUUUAACAUUAAAAGUUGUUCUGGUACAGUUUUGUUUAUCUCCCUCACACUGUUUCUACAGAUACCAUGCUGCCUUGUGAGUUUUGCGAGGAGCUGUUUCCAGAGGAAGACCUAAUUUUGCAUCAGGUAACAGGAGUUUAUUCACUUGGCUACACUGUUGCUCAGCAGAUUUGACCUUUGAUUAGAGUUGCUACUACACCAAACUGAGUGCUUAACCCUUAGUGGUACUAUGAAGACAAACAUUUGUGAAAACUGCAACUCUGCAGAAAAUAAUAAUCCCAAAAGUUUUAAAGUAGACUAAAAUAAAUGCUGGAUGAUCAUCUCAAGUGUACGAAAAACAGGGAAAGUGUGUUUGUAUGAAAUGAUUGAGCCAUCAUCUGGCGAACAGUUUUAGCCCCAUAUUACAAUUGUGAAUUCAAGAGCCAGGCAUCAACUUCACACUGACAUGAUAACCUGAUGAUAGCUUUUUCUUGAGAAAUUCCUGUCCAAAUUAAAGUAACACAUCUACAGUGUUGGUGGUACAAAUGACCAUUUUGGAAAUCUCCACUUAAAACAUGUGACCUGAGGAAAACAGGACAGACCAGUUGAUCAUAUCCACUGAUCAUGAGACGCAUAUAACAAGAGCAAAUACUUUGACAAGCUCCUGACUGACAGAUGUAACCGACACACUCUGGUAUUUACUUUGCUCUGAUGACUCCAGCACAUCUGUGGUGUCCUCUAAUUAUUCGGGCCCAGGUUCCCCUUGCUUCUCUGCGUCCUCCAUCUUGACCUAGUAGAGAUAUUAUUGUUUAAAGUCGAAUGAACACAACUUCUUACUGCUGUCCUUCUUGUCUUUGUUCCAGACGGGAUGCAGUCCCGCCUCUGCCUUUGCAUCUUUCAGUAAGCAUCCUGUGACUCCACCGAAAGAGGACAGGAUGAGCAGGAACACUGCAGGGCUGAUGCACAGCAUUCCUGACACACUCGCUUCAAACAUCCCCACCUUCCCUCGCUCAGUCUCUCCGGCCUCUUACAGUCCCCCUGCCAGUCCUCUAGAGGGCGAUGUGGUUAUUCCCUGUGAAUUCUGCGGGGUAGCUCUGGAGGAGGCUGUUGUUUUUCACCAUCAGGUAAGGCACGAUACUGCUGAAUGCACAGAAAGUGUUGUGUCUGUAAAUAGAUAUGAAACAAUAAUUAAAUCUUCUUUUGUGUUUUGUUUCUUCAGGAUAAAUGUGAUAUGCGUCCUCAAACUUCCCAUCCACUGAACAACGUCACUAAAGUGUCUCACAAAAAAACACUAAAUCCUAAAGACAGCUUCGGCCAAUUAUCUCCAGAUUUUUCAAGGAGAUUAAAACAUCAAGGUAGUAUGCAAAAAUUAUUUCACUCUAGAAAAAACAGAUUCAGAUGAGCUAAAAGAAGAACAUUUAUGCAGCAGAUAAAUGACAGUUUAAUGUGAGAAGCAUGUUUGCCAUAAAAGGCAGUGAACAGUGUCCUCCCACUCUAAGACUCCAGUGUUUUUUAUCUGUUAGGAAGUUGGUUUUUAUUUUUCUGUUUCAAGUUGUUUAUUCAACUGUGGUCAGUGGUUUUGCAUGAGUUUCAGAGGUCGAAUUUUGACAUUUAAAAAACAUGUAUAUCAUGGACAAAAUAGGAUCUUUGUGUGUUUCUUUACACAUGUUUUGCGUCUGAUUUCCCAGUUGACUUCUCAGAGGGGAACUUUGGAUUUGACAGAGACUCUCCACCUGAACCAAACUUAAGGGAGUGGCCGAGAGGCUACAUCGGACUACCGAGUCAAAGAAACACAUCCAGCUGCGAUGCCUCACUCAGAGACAGACCUCAGCACGGGCGGGAGGCUGAUGGGGCUCAGUCCUCGAUCUGUGACACAGAGAGGUCUGGAUCUGCACCUUUAAAGGGGUAAAAUAAAAGACUAAGAUUUUUCUGAAAGGCUUUAAGUUUGCUUUCACUUUAUUAGACCGAUUUAAAACAUCCUCCUCUCAGUAUUCUCAUUUUACUUGUUGCUCAUUCACCAGACUCCACCUACCAGAAAACAAAGAAGGGAGGAGGAACAUAAGGAAUCCAACGUCGAAGGUAAAUAACAUUUUAACCUUUGACUGUCAUGACCAAUGAUAUGUUGGCAUUCACUGUCUGUAGGGAUGAUGUUAUUGUUAACUGUCAACUUUACAUCCAUCACCAAAUACUUUUGAAUUAUACUUUGGAAUAAAGGCCAAAUAUUUUAGGAGAUCGUCUGCUGGCCAAGUAGUUUGUUGUGUAAAAUGUCAGUCAAGAAUCAAAAUGGCAGUAAAAAUGAAAGAGUUUUGUCUGAUCAUGCUGGAAAAAUAGAAAAACAUGUCAAGUACUCAUAGUGUUUGGUCAUACUGUUACUGUUUUGUGUUUUCUCCAUGCAAACCAGAUUUGAUUUGAAUGUCAGUGAGCGGUCAGUGUGGUUAUAAGAAGUUAGUCAGUGUUUGCUUAUUUAAAGGAAAACACAAAGAAGCUAAAAAAAAGGGGUCUGUAUUGUUGGGCUCCUGAGAAUAAAACAAAAGUGUAUCAUAAUUUUUCACAAUCAGUACAAUAUCUCAACUUCCUGCACAGGAAGUCCACACAGUAUACAAUCCAUACGAGAACAAUCCUUGGAAAAAUAGAGGAAUGAGAGAAUAAACAUUCAGAAAUAAAUAUGAGUUUCUACGCUUGAUGUAAUUGCAAUUUGUAAAGAAAUCUAAAUAUAGCCAUAAAUUUGCAUGUGAAAAAAACUGGGUAAAAAUGGGACGACUGUUAGAGCUUCUGUAAAAUUUAAGAUGCUUGAUCCUGUAAGACCACAUCAGGGAAUGUAUUUCAGUAACGAUUUCUUUCUGUUUUCAGUUGCUCAAGAAGCAGAACGAAGAGCAACAGGAAGACUGAGAGAAUCUGGAGAAAUAGAAACCAAAUCUCCCUCUCUGCUUCUUCUCAUGUAUCUUUUUUGCACACUAUUGAAAAUCAAACAUAUACCUAUCUUAUAAGUGCCUGUGUAUUGGUAUCUCGCAGUUUAUAUUUGGAUGAAUUUUACCAUUGAACUCUACAAUAAGCAAGUAAUUUGAGUCAUUCAUGCAUAGUAAGCUCUAUUUGAAGAUAUGUUUCAGAUGAUUGUAUGUCUAACAUAUUAGCCUUAACAUAUAAAUUAUAAAAUGGAAUUUAUUUACGCUGAUUAUGAUUUUAUGUUUUUUUUCUACUUAAUACUUACUUAUCACAGAGAACCGUGCAAACUUAGAACCUGGAAACACAAUUUUUUUUGGUGCACCUGUCUGAAAGACUCUUUUCCUUGUUAUUCCAGCUGAAGACAUUUGUUUUGUUUUGUUUCCUGUGUGAUUGUUCAGGUUCUCCGGUGUUCCUGUUGGUUUCUGAAUCUUCAUGUAACCUGAAGCACUUUGAUAAAAAGUAUUUUCUUAAAAAGGGCUUGAGGAACAGAUUUAAUAAAUGUAUGCACCAUUGACCAAGAAAAAAAAAACACUUUUAUGGGACGUUAGUCUUUUUAUACAUUUGUCAUUAAUACUCUUGGAUAAUACCUUGUUUUUUAAUCAUAACUGUAGAAGUAUAUAAGUGUUGUGAUGGCUUUUGAAGCAGUAUCUCCUGUCUGUUUUUUCUUUUACGUAGUUUUAAAAUGUUGUAAGUUGCUCCUUCUAUUACAGUUGGUGAAAUGUACUUUGUAUGUAACAUAGAGUCCUCUUAGAAAGUACACGACAACUAGGCAAAGUUAUGCCACUGAAGGUUUAGGACUGGCAAAGUUUUCUUGAGGCUAAAGGGGAGCACCAGAGUGUGUUAAUGGUUUGACUCUUAUCAGUAACCUAAAAUACACAUGGAGGGAAAUCAGCUGGUGUGGUGUUAGGUGGUGUUCGCAGCACUCUUCUGGUUAUUCCUGUUUGAGAACAACUGUCUCUUUGGUCACGUGUUGGUAUUAAAUGUUUAAUGAGAACAUU